UCGAAUAUGAUUUUCCUAAUACAAAACUUUUACGAAGUAUAUAAAUUAUGAAAUUUUCAAUAUAAUUAUCAAAACACUACAAAAAAACAGUUAACAUGAUUAUCAAACUCAACACGUACAAACUAAUAACCGGAGUCAUUGUCCAGGCCGCAGAAUAGUUACCAUAAUAUAACUCAUGUAAUCCGUAUUAUUUUCUUCCGAUAUUAGUGUUUUAAGUUUCUUGUUAUUAGUUGAUUCUUAGCCUAUGCUUAAUUUCAUUAAAAUUAUGUUAUUUUAUAGGUAUAUGGACCCAUUUAUUCGUGGGGACUACCCAGAAUCAAUGAAAAAGAAUGUGAAGGGGCUACCAGAAUUCACAAAAUCAGAAAAGGCACUAAUCAAAGGCGCCUAUGAUUAUAUCGGUAUCAAUUACUACACUUCAAGAUUCGUCGAACACACUUGUACUGUUGAUCCAAUGGCUGGCACUAUCACUAUCAAUAUCAACGAACGAAUUGCCGAUGAUGAGGGAAACCAAGUCGGUUUGCAAGCCAAAGGACAAGAUGGCAUUUAUGUCCGUCCAGAUGGACUCAAGAAUUUGCUCGUCUACGUUAAGGAAGAAUAUGGCAACCCUGAAGUCUAUGUUACUGAGAAUGGUAUUCCUGAUAAACCAACUAUCACAAGUUCAAUUCAGGAUCUAAUUGCACAAGGGAAAAAUGAAGAACUUUCGGCUGCUCUUGAUGAUUACUACAGAAUUGAGCAUACUCAAGAUCAUCUUAUAGCUGUUCGUGAAGUAAUCAGGGAGGGAGCCAACGUGAAAGGCUAUAUAGUAUGGACAUUGAUGGACAAUAUGGAAGUAGGAGCUGGUUAUGAUGUUCGCUUCGGUCUCAACUUUACAGAUUAUUUUGACAAUCACAAGAGAUAUCCUAAGAAAUCUGAUAAAUGGUAUGCUAAUUUCCUUAAUGCUGAUGGCACUAAGGAGGGCUCCUUGAAGUAAACCAAUACGAAUUGUGUAAAUUGAUUAUUCAUCAAGAUUUUAUAUAUAUAUGUGAAAUUUUAUUAUACUACGUAUAUAUGUGAAGUUUUAUUUGUACGGCUUAGGAGUCGUGGUGCAUUAUAGCAAAUACAAAUAAAGUUCAUUGUGACUUGUGAGCUGGGUUCCAUAAAUGUUUUAUGUUUGAUGAAUUUAUGACUUUAUGUACACGCGUUUUUAAUUCGAAUUAGCCUUUUGACCCAUUUGAUGCACGGGUUAUUACUUAGGUUAUUUUUCUUGAAAAGU
Messenger RNA from Chenopodium quinoa (quinoa), 1252 nucleotides. RefSeq names its product beta-glucosidase 12-like. Gene Ontology annotation, biological process: carbohydrate metabolic process. Gene Ontology annotation, molecular function: beta-glucosidase activity. The record is from RefSeq and is a predicted model, not a curated record. The coding region runs from base 245 to 970 and encodes 241 amino acids. The transcript is spliced from 4 exons. Lineage: Eukaryota; Viridiplantae; Streptophyta; Magnoliopsida; Caryophyllales; Amaranthaceae.